UUUAGACAGAAGUGGGCAUUUACUCUUCAUCAAAGAAUACAUUCAGGGGAGAAACCAUUUAAAUGCCUGGAGUGCGGAAAGAAUUUCUUCUGGAAAGAGUUUUGCAUCACGUCGGCAAAUUCACACAGGAGACAAAGCAUUUGAAUGUUUUCAGUGUGUUAAGAGCUUCAGUUGCCCGACGGAUAACCUUGGUUGUCAUCAGCUAAUUCACAGAGAAGACAAGCCAUUUAUAUGACUGGAGUGUGGAAAGAGCUUCAGCCUGAAGUAUGACCUUGCUAAUCAUCGAAGAAUUCACACAGGGGAGAAAUCAUUUGAAUGUUUGCAGUGUGGAAGGAGUUUUAGCCUCAGAAAAACAUUAAUUCCUCACCUGGCAACUCACACAGCAGAGAAACCUUUUAGAUGCCUGGAGUGUGGAAAAAGUUUCAGGCUGAAUGGUGCCUUUACAGCACAGAAAAUGAUUCACAUUAAGGGGAAAGUAUAUGAAUGCUCGAAGUGUGGAAAGAGCUUCAAUUGCCAGUCUGCCCUUAACUGCCAUCAACGAACUCAUACAGGGGAGAAACCAUAUCAAUGCUUGGAGUGUGGAAAGAGCUUCAGUCUGAAAGAGACUCUGACAUUACAUCAAACCACCCACACAGGGAAGAAACCAUUUAAGUGCUUGGAGUGUGGAAAGAAUUUUAGUCGGAAGGCCUACCUUUCUUUACAUCAAAGAACUCACACAGGGCAGAAGCCAUUUAAAUGCUUGGAGUGUGGGAAGGGAUUCUGCCAGAGAAGUGCCCUGAACUGCCAUCAAAGAACUCACACAGGGGAAAAACCAUUUAAAUGCAUGGAGUGUGGAAAGAGCUUCAGUCGGAGGGAGCAUGUUUUGUCACAUCAAACUACUCACACGGGGGAAAAACCGUUUAAAUGCUUGGAGUGUGGAAAGACUUUCCGAGGGAAGGCAUACUUUUCUUUCCACCAAAGAACUCACAAAGGGCAGACACCGUUUCAAUGCUUGGAGUGUGAAAAGGGGUUCUCGCGGAGAAGUGCCCUUAUGCACCAUCAAAAAACUCACACAGGGGAAAAACCAUUUAAAUGCUUGGAGUGUGGGAAGUGCUUCCGUCUCAGGGCACACGUUUUGUCCCAUCAAAAAACUCACACAGGGGAAAAACCGUUUCAAUGCUUGGAAUGCGGAAAGAAUUUCACUCGGAAGGCAUACCUUUCUUUACAUCAGAGAACUCACACAGGGGAAAAACCAUUUAAAUGCUUGGAGUGCGGAAAGCAAUUCUCCCAGAAAAGUUCCCUUACUUGCCAUCAAAGGACUCACACGGGAGAAAAACCAUUUAAAUGCGUGGUGUGUGGAAAGUGCUUCAGUCGAAGGGACGCCCUUACUUCACAUCAGAGAAGACCUCACACAGAGACCUCUUUGGAAGAUGAGGAGUCAGAUACCUCAGAAGAAUCCUCUUCUGCUGCAGACCUUGAGCAAGAUGAGGCAUCCUGUGACAGCGACGCCUCGUCUGACGUUCCCAGCAAACCAUUCAAUCCUGUUGCGAGCCCAGCCGUGAUUCCGGACUCUCCUCCCACCACCCAAGGAACUACAGAGCACCAAUGGCAAUGUAUCAGGUGGGAUACUCAGAAUCAUGAUGGUAGUGCCUACCUGACUCCCAGACUACCCUUUUGCCCGGAAAAUGCAAAUGAGUUAGACACAGCUCUCGAGACUUCUGAAUCAGAACAUAAAUCUACUUCUCAUCAAAGAACUUACACUGAAGAGAACCCAUUUAAAUGCCUGAAGUGUGGAAAGUGCUUAACUACUCAUCAGAUAAUGCACACAGAAGGGAACCCAUUUAAUUGCCUGGACUGUGGAAAGAGCUUCAGACAGAAGGAUGGCCUUGUUAGUCAUCAAAGCAUUCACACAGGAGAGAAACCAUUUCAAUGUUUGCAGUGCGAAAAGGCCUUCAGACGGAAGGAUGGCCUUGCUAGACAUCAAGGAACUCACAUAGGGGAGAAACCAUUUGAAUGCUUGGAGUGUGGAAAGAGCUUCAAACGCAAAGAAAACUUUACUGCUCAUCAGAUAAUGCACACAGAACAGAACCCAUUUAAAUGCCCGGACUGUGGAAAGAACUUCAGCCGAAAGGAUGGCCUUGCUAAUCAUCGAAGAAUUCACACAGGGGAGAAACCAUUUGAAUGUUUGCAGUGUGGAAAGAGCUUCAGUCUCAAGAAAACACUAAUUCAUCAUCUGGCAACUCACACAGAAGAGAAACCUUUUAAAUGCCUGGAGUGUGGAAAGAGUUUCAGGCUGAAGGGUGCCUUUACAGCACAUAAAAUGGUUCACAUUAGGGGAAAAGUGUAUAAAUGCCUGGAGUGUGGAAAGAGCUUCAAUUGCCAAUCUGCCCUUAAUCGCCAUCAAAGAACUCACACAGGGGAGAAACCAUAUCAAUGCUUGGUAUGCGGGAAGAGAUUCUCCCAGAGAAGUGCUCUAAAUUCCCAUCAAGGAACUCACACAGGGGAAAAACCAUUCAAGUGCUUGGAGUGUGGAAAGGGCUUCUGCGAUAGAAGUGCCCUUAAUCUGCAUCAAACCACCCAUACAGGAGAAAAACCAUUUCAAUGCUUGGAGUGUGGAAAGAAUUUCUCUCGGAAUGAACACCUUUCUGUACAUCAAAGAACUCAUACAGGGGAGAAACCAUUUAAGUGCUUGGAGUGUGGAAAGAAUUUCAGCGGGAAGGCUUACCUCUCUGUACAUCAAAGAACUCACAGAGGGGAAAAACCAUUUAAAUGCUUGGAGUGUGGAAAGAGUUUUACUCGGAACGAAUACCUUUCUAUACAUAAAAGAACUCACACAGGGGAGAAACCCUUUAAAUGCUUGGAGUGUGGAAAGAAUUUCAUCCGUAAGGAAUACCUUUCUCUACAUCAAAGAACUCACACAGGGGAGAAACCGUUUAAAUGUGUGGUGUGUGGAAAGUGCUUCAGUCACAGGUCAUCGUUUAUUUCACAUCUAAGAAGACCUCACACAGAGACCUCUUCAGAAGAGGAGGACUCAGAUACCUCAGAACAAUCUUCUACAGCAGACCAGGAACAAGAUGAGUCCUCUGACAGCAAUGCCUCGUCUGAGGUUCCCAGCAAAUCGUUCAACCCAGUCGCGAGCCCAGCCGUGAUUCCAGAUUCUCCUCCCAGCAUCCACGGCUCUCCAGAGCACAGUUCGCAGUGCAUCACAUGGGAUACUCAGAGCCAUGGUGACAGCGCCUACCUGAUCCCCAGAGUACCCUUUCGCCCAGGAAAUACACAUGAGUAAGGGCUUACUCAAGAGAACAGGCCUGCUUAUGAAGCAGGCUCAAAGGCAACUGCAGAAUCGGGAUCGCCCAGAAUAUAUGCUCUCACUGUUCCCCAGACUUUUCUUUUCCAUCAAAGAAGACUCACAGUAGAAAUGAUUUAAACACACAUGGGUGAAUUAUAUUAAUAACUUGUGCUUCCAUACUAUGUUUCCUUUUGAGUUCAUGUCAAACAACAUGUAAAGACUAUGAUCUCGAAUUCUUUCUGUUGAAAGAAGGUUUUAUAUUUUAGCAGAGUGAGCAACUUGGUUUUGACAAGCCCUGACUUCCAUUUAUUGCACCACCGGCUCCCCCAAAUGUUCCCUAGAAUGUUGAGUGGUCCUCUAGCACAGUGUGGAUGGGGAUCCAGCAGUUGUUUGUAGAAAGGAAGUUUGUAAAAAAAGUCACAUCCCCUCCCCUGCUCCGAUUUCCAUUCACACAAGCUGCUAACGUAUUAAUAGGGGCAGCUGGAGAAGGUGUAGAUAUAUGAGGGUAGGCUGUAGUCCCACCAGAGGUGUUUCUCUGCCUGAGGAAAAGGACAGGAAGGCGCCAUGGGCAAUCGUCAACCAAACUGUCAGGUAUGCUUUGACGUGGAUUCCUGCGUUGAGCAGGGGGUUGGACUUGAUGGCCUUAGAGGCCCCUUCCAACUGUACUAUUCUAUGAUUUUAUGUUUAGCACUGACACUCAGUGCUCUGUUUUGCAAAUCUGAGCUCUGGGUGGUUUGCAAAGGUUAAACUAAAGGUUUAGGAGAGGCCUUUGAAACAAGGAGGGCUUUGUCUUCUCACCUUUAAACUUCCACUACUCCACUUAUAUACGAAUAAUAAACAAUAAGUAGGAUAAAAUACAGAAUGGUUCAGACUUCGUAAUCUCUCCAUUACUGGAUGGAUAGUGGAGGACGCGUGAUCCGCUUCUCUCCCUGGCAAAGCAAGUCAAACUUGAAUUGCAGUGGUAAUCUUUACAACACCAAAACUUUCAGAAUUCCAGGCCUGCCGGGAAAAGAGUCCGAGGAGUGAGUGAGUGAACACCACGUAAGAUUUCAAUGCAAGGUGCCGCUAGAGAGAAAUUUUCUGUGGUCAUUAUCACAGGCAAAGGCAUAGGAGUGGUGUGAGGCCAGGCCUUAAGGGAGGAAUCCUUCUUGCGGGAGGCGUGGGGAAGGCCAGCAGCAGGUCACAAUCAGAAGACCUGUGGGAUAUCCUUGAAAAGGACACAACUUCCAAUUAUAGAGGGUGGGUUGGCUUUCGGGAUCUUGCCGCGUUCAUUGGGCCUAUUGUCCUACAUUUUGGUCUUUUCACUCAUUUUCACUUUGGUCAGUUCUGGAAUCUUCUAACGUUGGUCCUCUCUCUAAAUGUUUGACAUUAUUCUUCUGGCAGAAAUGAAUAGGGUUCUUCUCACAUUUAUGGCUAUUAGUAGAUACAUGUCUCCUAUCAUUUCGUGGGACUCGUUUUGUAAUGCUACUUUCGUGGCACAACUAGAGAGUGCUGAUGAUGAGGUUUUGUCAUUAAAAUUUUUGUGAACCGCCCAGAGAGCUUCGGCUAUUGGGCGGUAUAAAAAUGUAAUAAAUAAAUAAAUAAAUCAGGUGAAGCUGUGCAAGUCCUGGAUCGGUGCCUAGAUGGUCUAGAUGAUGGCCAAAAAGGUGAAUUUUGCAAGGUGGAAUCCAUGUGAGUGAGUGAUUCCAGAACCUCGGUCAUUGCCUCUUCUGGAUGGGUUGUACCCCCUUUGAGAGAUCUGGUUCAUAGCCUGGGGGAACUUUUAAAUCCAUCACUAACGCUGGAAGUUCCGGUGGCCAUAGCUGCUCUGAGUACCUUUUAGCAGUUUCAGCUGAUUGACCAGCUACAGCCACUCCUAGCUAGGGAUAGCUUGGCCACAGUAAUACAGGCACUAGUUACUGCAAAUCUAGAUUGCUGCAGUGCACUCUAUGUGGGGCUGUCCUUAAGCUUUAGCCUUUAGCUUUCACAUUGUAUUUUGUAGAAUCAUAGAAUAGAGGUGAGCAGAGUCACUUCUCUUGCCUUGGAGGUUCCUGGGGCUGCAUGUUGGGAUCAUAAAAUAGCAGAGUUGGAAGGGGCCUACAAGGCCAUUGAGUCCAACCCCCUGCUCAGUGCAGGAAUCCACCCUAAAGCAUCCCUGACAGAGGGUUGUCCAGCUGUCUCUUGAAGGCCUCUAGUGAGGGAGAGCCCACAACCUCCCUAGGUAACUGGUUCCGUUGUUGUACUGCUCUAACAGUCAGCACGUUUUUCCUGAUGUCCAGCCAGAAUCUGGCUUCCUGUAACUUAAGCCCAUUAUUCUGUGUCCUGCACUCUGGGAUGAUCAAGAGUGUUUAACUUUUGUAAACUGCCCAGAGAGCUUCGGCUAUUGGGCAGUAUAUAAAUGUAAUAAAUAAAUAAGAGAUCCUGGCCCUCCUCUGUGUGACAGCCUUUUAAGUAUUUGAAGAGUGCUAUCAAGUCUCCCCUCAAUCUUCUCUUCUCCAGGCUAAACAUGCCCAGUUCUUUCAGUCUCUCUUCAUAGGGCUUUGUUUCCAGACCCCUGGUCAUCCUUGUUGCCCUCCUCUGAAUCCUGUCCAGCUUGUCUGCAUCCUUCUUAAAGUGUGGUGCCCAAAACUGGAUGCAGCAUUGAAGAUGAGGUGUAUCCAGUGCCAGGUAGAGGGGAACACAUGCGAUUUAGAAGCUAUACAUCCCAAAAUAUUCAUCCCAAAAUAGCAUAAUUCAUCCCAAAAUAGCAUUUGCUCUUUUUUUACAGCCACGUCACACUGUUGGCUCAUAUUCAGCUUGUGAUCUAUAACAAUUCCAAGAUCCUUCUCGCUUGUAGUAUUUCUGAGCCAAGUAACACCCAUCUUGUAACAGUUCAUUUGGUUUCUUUUUCCUAGGUGUAGAACUCUGCAUUUAACCCUAUUAAAUUUCAUUCUGUUGUUUUCAGCCCAGCUCUCCAGCCUAUCAAUAUCACUUUGAAUGUUGUUUUCCACCCUUCAGGGUAUUACCUAUCCCUCCCAAUUUUGUGUCAUCUGCAAAUUUGAAGCACUUAUUGAGGCUGAUCAGUCAUAUCAAUCCACAAUCUGGUGUGGUGUAGUGGCUAAGGUGUUGGAAAGAACUGGGUUCUAGUCCCCACUCGGCCAUGGAAACCCACAGGGUGACUUUGGGCCAGUCACAGACUCUCAGCCCAACUCCAGGGUGGUUGUUGUGAGGAUAACAUGGAGAGGAGGAGGAGGAUUAUGUACACCAUCUUGGGUUCCUUGGAGGAAAAAAGGCAGGAUAUAAAUAUAAUAAAUAAAUAGUGUGCUGGGCUUGAUGCACUCUUAGUCUGAUCUAGCACGACCCUUUUAAUGUUCGUAUUAUACAGAUAAAACUUAUAUUGCAGCACUCUUUAAUAUUUAUUGAUGUGAAUAUCCUCUUAAAUUAUUGACCUGCUUCCUAGAGGUCAACGCAUGGUCAGCGCAAAUGGCUUCUACACAUCCUCUUUAAUGCAAAGGAUUGAGCACCUAAGAACACUUUCAUCAUUUGAAGAGACAGUGGUAUAUAGAUGCCACUUGUGAAUGCAUACUUCUAUGGAUAUUUGGUCUGCUUCUCUUGUAGUUCGUGUAUGUUUUAGCCCUAUUUUUGUUAUAUAUGUAUGCGCGUUUCAUAUAUGUGCGUUGAACUUGAUUUUCAAAUCUAUGUAGUGACUUUUUUUCUUUUCCUUUUCUUUUAUUGACAUUUUACAAUAAAAUGUAAUUAAAAGCA
Messenger RNA from Elgaria multicarinata webbii, 6991 nucleotides. RefSeq names its product zinc finger protein 850-like. The record is from RefSeq and is a predicted model, not a curated record. Gene Ontology annotation, molecular function: DNA-binding transcription factor activity, RNA polymerase II-specific; RNA polymerase II cis-regulatory region sequence-specific DNA binding. The coding region runs from base 455 to 3265 and encodes 936 amino acids. Gene Ontology annotation, biological process: regulation of transcription by RNA polymerase II. NCBI's taxonomy places the organism in Eukaryota, Metazoa, Chordata, Lepidosauria, Squamata, Anguidae. The transcript has 3 exons.